AGAGAGAAGGAGGAGAGCAUGGCAUCCAUGGUAAUUCCUUCGUUCUCGCAUUCCUACCUGAACCUGCAUUUUCCGGUGACUCACCAGAAGGGUUGUUUGACAACAAUGACAAGAAGAAGAAGAAGAAGGAUGUCUUCUCUCCUCAUGACCACUCGCUCUAG
Messenger RNA from Ilex paraguariensis (yerba mate), 161 nucleotides. NCBI's taxonomy places the organism in Eukaryota, Viridiplantae, Streptophyta, Magnoliopsida, Aquifoliales, Aquifoliaceae. The record is from the annotation of a GenBank genome assembly.